GCCAGAAGUUGUGUGAGACCAAGUUGGGUAAAGGAAGUAGCUGGCCAUCUAUUCAUGCAUUCAUGGAGGGAUGAAGAGUUUGGAUGCUGGACCCAAAUGCCUGGGUUCAUAUGCCAGCUCUGUCAGGGCGUCCCAAGGAAGAGAAUCAUUUUUUUGGCAAACAAACCAAGCCCAGAACCUGAUCGUGCUGAAUGUCAUAUGCUGACAGCUCUUGGAAUCUACCCUUUGGCUUAGCUUUCAACCCAGAGGUUCAUCUUACCCAGGAAAAGAAUGGCUUAUGUGAAGAUGAGAUGGAUUUAUAUUUCCCUGGUGGUCCUGGGAGCCCUUUGUCUGUAUUUUAGCCUGGAUGGUCUGAGUCCUUUUAAAGGCGAACCAUUGGUUUUCAAGAACGAAGGUGGGAGCUUCCUUCAGCUCCCAGAUAUAGACUGCAGGCAGGACCCCCCCUUCCUUGUCCUGCUGGUUACUUCAUCCCACGAGCAGAUGUUUGCCCGCUCGGUCAUCCGGAACACGUGGGGGAGAGAAAAGAUCGUGAGGGGAAAACGAAUAAAAACAUUCUUCCUCCUGGGAACCACCCCCAGUAAAGGCAUGUCGAGGGCCGUGUCCCAGGAGAGCCAGCAAUAUCACGAUAUUAUCCAGAAGGACUUCGUGGAUGUUUAUUCCAAUCUGACUCUAAAGACCAUGAUGGGUAUGGAGUGGAUCUACCGUUUUUGUCCGCAGGCAUCUUUCGUGAUGAAAACAGACUCUGACAUGUUUGUCAACAUCUACUAUCUGACCGAACUGCUCCUGAAGAAAAACAGAACAACUCAGUUUUUCACCGGCUACUUAAAACUAAACGAAUACCCAAUCAGGAAAAGGUAUAAUAAGUGGUUUGUUAGUAAAUUCGAAUAUCCGUGGGACAAGUACCCGCCCUUUUGCUCCGGUGUUGGCUAUGUUUUCUCCAGCGAUGUGGCGGGCCAGGUGUACAACGUGGCUGAAAGUGUCCCAUUCAUUAAACUGGAAGAUGUCUUUGUGGGGCUCUGCCUGGAAAAACUGCAAAUCACACUGGAGGAGCUUCACUCCAAGCAGACUUUCUUCCCCAAUGGGUUACCCUUCACCAUAUGCCGUUACAAGAAGAUCGUGGCCUGCCAUCACAUCAAGCCUCACAAUAUCCUGCUGUAUUGGCAGGCUCUGGAAAAUUCCCUGGAGGAAGAGUGUCCAGAUAUCUGA
Molecule: messenger RNA, 1206 nt
Organism: Globicephala melas (long-finned pilot whale)
Lineage: Eukaryota; Metazoa; Chordata; Mammalia; Artiodactyla; Delphinidae
Gene: B3GALT5
Product: beta-1,3-galactosyltransferase 5
Cellular component (GO): Golgi membrane; endoplasmic reticulum
Molecular function (GO): N-acetyl-beta-D-glucosaminide beta-(1,3)-galactosyltransferase activity
Source: RefSeq, a predicted model, not a curated record